Leptopilina heterotoma is the source of this 480-nucleotide messenger RNA. RefSeq lists its product as uncharacterized. Gene Ontology annotation, molecular function: zinc ion binding; nucleic acid binding. The record is from RefSeq and is a predicted model, not a curated record. The transcript has a single exon. NCBI's taxonomy places the organism in Eukaryota, Metazoa, Arthropoda, Insecta, Hymenoptera, Figitidae. The coding region runs from base 1 to 480 and encodes 159 amino acids.
AUGGACACCCUUACCGAACAGGAGGAUGUCAAAGAAGCCCUGGACAAACUAUCUACGGUGCCAGCAGGAAGCAGGAAGGUGACGGUCCUCGGACCAAAUAAGCGAGGUAUUAAGUUCGCUGUCGUGGUCACCUCCAAAGAGGACGCUAACAAGCUGGAGAAGAUAGGGCACAUUAAAAUCGGUUUUGUUUCCUGCAGAAUAAGUAGAAGAGUUAUGGUCACAAGGUGCCACAGGUGCCUUGGCUAUGGCCAUAUAGGUCGAGACUGCCAAGCAGUAGAUAGGUCAGCUGCGUGCUUCAAGUGCGGAGAAGCCGACCAUAAGGUAGCAGAUUGUAAGAAGAGCCCAUGCUGCUUCUUAUGCAAGGCGAAGUUCGGCGAAAAGGAGAACAUCCAACACGUCGCUGGAUCAGGUCGGUGCAAGGUCUUCAGGACUGCCUUAGAGGAAGCUAAGAAGACCCUGUCAAGAACAAGGAGAAAAUAA